Messenger RNA from Harmonia axyridis, 360 nucleotides. RefSeq lists its product as uncharacterized. The transcript is spliced from 3 exons. The record is from RefSeq and is a predicted model, not a curated record. Bases 1 to 360 code for a protein of 119 amino acids. Lineage: Eukaryota; Metazoa; Arthropoda; Insecta; Coleoptera; Coccinellidae.
AUGGUGGAACAGGUGAGAGAGUUCACAUACUUAGGAGCAGACAUCACUAGCGACGGAGAUCUAAAGCGGGAAACAGCCAUCCGACCCAUCAUUACUUAUGCUACGGAGACAAGACCAGAUACGGCAAGGACAACACAGAUGAUGAGUACGACAGAGAUGAGGAUAAUAAGGAGAAUACAUGGAAAGACAUUACUGGACAGGGUGAGAAACGAGGAACUAAGGGAACAAAGCGGGAUUCAAGACGUGGGAAAACUGGUGAAAGAAGCAAGGCACAACAAACCCACGGGGAAGAGAACCCAGGGAAGACCACCGAAACGUUGGAAAGAAUGCUGCACGUCUACGUCGGAAGAGGCUGAUUAA